AGCAUUUUGGAUUUUCAAGACAGCGGCAGCAGACGGUCAGUUAACGACGUCGCCUGACGGCUCUCUGAGGGAAGAAAACUGUGUCCCGUUUUUGUCUUUUUUUUCUUUUGUUUUUGUUGCCUUUAACUUGUCCCGAUGUCCGGCGAAGUAGAGGCGAGCACGGAGGAGCUGCAGGAGAUGCAGGACACUGUUGUAAGUCCAGAAAAAGCCGAGGAGGCCAAACUGAAGGCCCGAUACCCCCAUCUUGGGACAAGGCCCGGAGGGUCAGAUCUUUUGCGAAAGAGACUACAAAAAGGGCAAAAGUACUUUGACUCUGGAGACUAUAACAUGGCCAAAGCCAAGAUGAAGAACAAGCAGCUCCCGACGGCAGCGGAGGAGAAGACCGAGAUCACCGGAGACCAUAUUCCCACCCCUCAGGACCUGCCCCAGCGGAAACAGUCUCUGGUGGCCAGCAAACUCGCCGUCUAAUGCCAACGUGGACGUCUGUGCCAUUCCUGCUGACUCCGUUAUGUUCCCUUAGCCUUAAUUGUGUUGUUUCUGUUUCCUGUCUUUUCUUACUCUCUGUCUCCUGCCUGAAGAAACCUCUCAAUAUAAUGUUUUGAUAUGUAUUGCUGCUACCAUCGCGCUUGGAUCUGAUAUUCAACAGUCUGAUAUAUUAAUGCCAAGGUUUAAACGUGGUAAUCUGGCCUAUAAAGUCAGAUCAGCAUUAUUUUAGGGUUUUACACUCUUUUUUUUUUUUUCUCUCCAUUCAUCAUUUUUUGUUAUGUGCUUGUCUUGACAUAAGACCCGCGUGAAUAAUUAAUAUGGACUUCAGAUAAACUUGAAAUAAUCGCAACCGCCUCUUUUGCCGAAACUGUGCCUCUUGGAAAAAGCAAAAGGCCUCGUAAACGUUAGCUGAUUAAGCUGAAGAAAGUCGAAGCGCUCUUAGAGUUCGUUUGUUGAGAUCUGCCUCCUCCUCGUUUAUGAUGAAAGCGACCUAAACACUGUCCGUUUCUCUCGGGUGCUGGGUUUUCUAGCUUGUGUUGAGCUGUACAAACGUUUACCGUCACAACUGUGCCAUUUGUUUUGUAAAUAAACUAGUUUUGCACA
Puntigrus tetrazona (Sumatra barb) is the source of this 1089-nucleotide messenger RNA. It is a transcript of the gene arpp19b, whose product is annotated as cAMP-regulated phosphoprotein 19b. The transcript is spliced from 3 exons. The record is from RefSeq and is a predicted model, not a curated record. Lineage: Eukaryota; Metazoa; Chordata; Actinopteri; Cypriniformes; Cyprinidae. The coding region runs from base 136 to 468 and encodes 110 amino acids. Gene Ontology annotation, cellular component: cytoplasm. Gene Ontology annotation, molecular function: protein phosphatase inhibitor activity.